Messenger RNA from Cornus florida, 1768 nucleotides. Its product is annotated as developmentally-regulated G-protein 2. Lineage: Eukaryota; Viridiplantae; Streptophyta; Magnoliopsida; Cornales; Cornaceae. Gene Ontology annotation, biological process: cytoplasmic translation. The transcript has 13 exons. The record is from RefSeq and is a predicted model, not a curated record. Gene Ontology annotation, molecular function: GTP binding; GTPase activity. Gene Ontology annotation, cellular component: cytoplasm. The coding region runs from base 245 to 1447 and encodes 400 amino acids.
CCCUUUCUCCAUAAUACUGUGGGUCGGGAUUAUUUCUUCUUCCCCUCAUCUUUCUCUCUCACUCUGAACUUGCACGGCGACGGCGCAUCUUUUCGCCGGCAAUCGGCAACUGACGAACAUCCAACGUCAGUACAACGAUUCCUCAUACCCGAUCUCAAUCCAGGUUCUGCCGCAAGCGGAUAGAGUUUUGAACUCUUGUUUCGUCUGAAGGAGUUAGUUACCUGAGAGCUAAACUCACGGAAAAAUGGGGAUCAUAGAAAGGAUUAAAGAAAUUGAAGCCGAGAUGGCUCGGACCCAGAAAAAUAAAGCCACAGAGUAUCAUCUUGGUCAGCUCAAGGCAAAGAUAGCAAAACUGAGGACACAAUUAUUGGAGCCUCCAAAAGGUUCGAGUGGAGCUGGAGAGGGCUUUGAAGUUACAAAAUUUGGACAUGGACGUGUUGCCCUAAUAGGAUUCCCAAGUGUGGGGAAGUCGACUCUUUUAACGCUCUUGACGGGAACACAUUCAGAAGCUGCAUCAUAUGAGUUCACAACACUUACUUGCAUUCCAGGGAUUAUUCACUAUAAUGAUACUAAAAUUCAACUGCUCGAUCUUCCUGGAAUUAUUGAAGGUGCUUCGGAAGGGAAGGGACGUGGUAGGCAGGUUAUUGCUGUUUCCAAAUCAUCUGACAUUGUGUUGAUGGUUCUUGAUGCCUCAAAAAGCGAGGGACAUCGGCAAAUAUUGACCAAGGAGCUGGAAGCUGUAGGCCUGCGUUUGAAUAAGAGACCGCCCCAAAUAUAUUUCAAGAAGAAGAAAACGGGGGGUAUUUCUUUCAACAGCACGGCACCGUUGACUCAUGUUGAUGAGAAGCUUUGCUAUCAAAUUCUACAUGAAUACAAGAUUCACAAUGCAGAGGUGUUAUUUCGUGAAGAUGCUACAGUGGAUGACCUUAUAGAUGUUAUUGAGGGGAAUCGUAAAUACAUGAAGUGUAUAUAUGUCUACAACAAGAUUGAUGUUAUUGGUAUUGAUGAUGUGGACAAAUUAGCACGACAACCAAAUUCUGUUGUCAUUAGCUGCAAUUUGAAGCUGAAUUUAGACAGAGUGCUUGCAAGGAUGUGGGAGGAGAUGGGGCUUGUUAGAGUUUAUACAAAACCACAGGGCCAGCAACCUGAUUUCACUGAUCCUGUCGUUCUUUCUGCUGAUAGAGGUGGCUGCACAGUUGAAGACUUCUGUAACCACAUACACAGAAGCCUGGUGAAGGAUGUGAAAUAUGUGCUAGUGUGGGGCAUAAGUGCAAGACACUACCCGCAACAUUGUGGCCUCAGCCAUGUGCUUCAGGAUGAGGAUGUGGUUCAGAUUGUUAAGAAGAAGGAGAAGGACGAUGGAGGAGGAAGAGGUCGGUUCAAAUCACAUUCAAAUGCCCCUGCUCGAAUAUCUGACAGAGAAAAGAAGGCUCCCUUGAAGACAUAACUACAUGGGAGCUUGCAAUUUUGUGCGGUGUUCUUGUAUCAAGGAUGGUGGCAGAGAUUGACAAGUUUUAGUACCUAAAGAUGAUUGUGAAAGUCUAUAUCUGUCACCAUAUGAACUAGUUGUCAUGCUAGAGAUUUGUUAACAUUCUUCUAUGGAGCCUACUCAUAAAAGUAGAAACGUUUUAGCCUCUGGGUUGUAUUUUGAGUUGUUAGUCGUAGUUGGAGUCAAAUGUGAGGUAAUAGGGCAGCUUUCUUACUUUGAGAAAAUAAAUAUGUUAUAGCAUUUAAGUUCAUCUAUGAAACACACAGCUUGAGUAUGACA